AUGGCUCCAAAGCGUCGAGGAAAGGAGGUGGUGGGAACUGUGUUGAGGUCUACAAAGAAAGUUGUUAGAGAAACUGUGCAAGUUGCUGCUAUUGAAAACGACAAUCAAGAAUCAACACAAGAUCAAGACCAAAAUGGUGAAACCGAGGAUAUUGAUACUCCUGCAAUGGAGACUUUCAGAACCUUUCCUGUUGAUGAGAAGGUACACGAGGAAGAAGACCGAGUAAUUGAAGUUUCAGUGGAAAAGCCCGACGGAAGUGCUGCUUCUCGAGGUCAGCAAGAAGAGCCAUUAAGGGAAGAUGAGAUUAGGAAGGAGGACCAAACAAGUGGAGUUUCACCAGAAGAGCCAUCUAAAAAAGACCCAAAAGAAGAUGCAGCUAGUGCUGGAGAUCAAGUAAAAAAGCUAGGACCCAAGAAGGUGCACCCAGAUCUUGGGAUAUCAUCAAUGGCAAUGAGCAUGAUUAACAGCUUGAUGAAUGACAUGUUUGAGAGGAUUGCUGAAGAGGCAGCAAAGUUAUCAGACUACAGGAAACGAACAACACUGUCAUCAGGGGAGAUUCAAGGAGCAGUGAAGUUGGUUUUGCCUGGAGAGCUUGGAAAACAUGACAUAGCAGAGGGGUCCGAGGCUGGUACUAACUAUAUAUCGCAUGGGACUAAACGGUCCAAGUCCUGGCGAGCCUUGUCAUAA
This is a messenger RNA of Populus nigra (black poplar), 687 nucleotides long. Its product is annotated as histone H2B-like. Gene Ontology annotation, cellular component: nucleosome. The transcript has 3 exons. Gene Ontology annotation, molecular function: protein heterodimerization activity; DNA binding; structural constituent of chromatin. Gene Ontology annotation, biological process: nucleosome assembly. The coding region runs from base 1 to 687 and encodes 228 amino acids. NCBI's taxonomy places the organism in Eukaryota, Viridiplantae, Streptophyta, Magnoliopsida, Malpighiales, Salicaceae. The record is from RefSeq and is a predicted model, not a curated record.